Molecule: messenger RNA, 995 nt
Organism: Centruroides sculpturatus (bark scorpion)
Lineage: Eukaryota; Metazoa; Arthropoda; Arachnida; Scorpiones; Buthidae
Product: WD repeat and HMG-box DNA-binding protein 1-like
Exons: 3
Coding region: 61-327 (88 amino acids)
Biological process (GO): DNA-templated DNA replication; mitotic cell cycle; DNA repair
Cellular component (GO): nuclear replication fork
Molecular function (GO): chromatin binding; protein binding
Source: RefSeq, a predicted model, not a curated record
GCUGGAAAAUUAUAUGUUGCAAAUGAUGCAAAUGCAAUUCAAGUUUAUAGUUUUCCAAGUAUGAAUCCAGAUGGUAUUAUUACAAGAUUUGCAUCUCAAAUAAACAGUAUAUAUUGUAGCACCAAUGGAAAAAUUCUUUUAGCUGGAGCAGGAGAUUUCAUAAUUAAAGCUGUAGAUACAACUAAUAGUGCACAAAAUAUAUUUGAAGGACAUGAAGCACCUAUUUUAAGUGUUGCUCUUGAUCCACAAGAAUAUUAUAUAGAAUUUCAAUAUUUUGGGAUCCUGAUUAACCAAUUGACAAAGGGACGAAAAGGGGACCAUGCUUGAGGGUAGGGUGAGACACGUGGUGAGAGAAGAAAAGCACUUUUGGGUUCGCCACCAAGGAGAAAGGUCAAGCAAGAGUGGAGGAGGACCAUGCAUAAGCCUUAGGGAAAAGAGAGAACAAGCCAAGGGAGAUCAAGUAGGAAUGGAGACAAGAAUUAAUUGGGAUAGCUGUUCCGGAGAGAUCCAAGGAACGUGUUCGAUAAUAAUUAUAUUGAAAAAACCCUCAUGCUAAUGGAUUUUCAAUUCGCUGUGCACAAAGUGACCAACGUCAUUAUCUACCUAAGUAUCAGGACUCACCGACUCACUAUUGGUAGACUUUUCUAAUCAUUUCUUAUCUUUCUUUCUCUCUCUAUUAGUAAUAGUAUUAGGUUUAAGUUUAGUUAUAAUUAUCUUAGUUUAAGCAAGUUACUCAUAUUCUAAUUUGUCGUGAGAAGGUUGAACGAGAGAUGAGACUCUGUAAUUCUAUAUAUAUAAUUGGUUCAGUGACGCACAUUCUGACCUCUGUCUAUUUAUUCAACUAAUGAAGUGAUUGAUCUUUAUUUGCUGAUCAUCCAUACUUUCACAGUAUAAUAAUUAAAAAUAUUAAUGAUGAUUAAAGACAAAGCGCAGACUAUACAAGAAGAAAAUAAAAGGAAUAAAAUAAUACUGUAUAUGAUUAAUACAUCGGUGUU